CCGAGCGUCUUGGGCGUCCUGCCGGGGGCUUUAGUUGGGCCGUGGUUCGCAGUUUAAGUCUUCCUCCCUGCUUCCGAAAGCGUGUUUGAAUCCUGUCUUUCAGCUCCCAGCGGGGGCGUCUUGGAGGAAACGGAGCCGGGGGUGAUGGCGCCGUCGCGUCUCGGGACCCUCUCCUGACGAUUCUGUUGCGCGGGGGGAUGUGGACGCUUGCGGGUCAGGGCUGCUGGCGCAGACGCGCGCUGGCGGCUUGGGCCACCCGGGCGGCGCGUCGGGGGCUGCCCGGGCCUCGCCCCGCGCCGACCCGGGGAGCUGCAGCCGAGUCCAAGACUCCGGACAGGAGCUACAGCUCUGCGGACCGCAAGGAAAAAAUUGAUAUGUCUAGAUUCUCUGUUGAAAACACUAGAAAUUUCAGUAUCAUUGCACAUGUGGAUCAUGGCAAAAGUACUUUAGCAGACAGGCUCCUGGAACUAACAGGGGCAAUUGAUAAAACAAAAAAUAAUAAACAAGUUCUUGAUAAAUUGCAAGUGGAACGAGAAAGAGGAAUCACUGUUAAAGCACAGACAGCGUCUCUCUUCUAUGAUUAUGAAGGAAAGCAGUACCUUUUAAAUCUCAUCGAUACACCGGGCCAUGUUGAUUUUAGUUAUGAAGUAUCCAGGUCACUCUCAGCUUGCCAGGGUGUUUUACUUGUGGUGGAUGCAAAUGAGGGUAUUCAAGCCCAAACUGUAGCAAACUUCUUUCUUGCUUUUGAAGCACAGCUAUCGGUAAUUCCAGUCAUAAACAAGAUAGAUCUGAAGAAUGCUGAUCCUGAAAGCGUUGAAAAACAAAUUGAAAAGGUGUUUGAUAUUCCAAGUGAUGAAUGUAUUAAGAUUUCUGCUAAACUUGGAACGAAUGUUGAAAGUGUUCUUCAGGCAGUCAUCAAAAGAAUACCCCCUCCUAAAGUGCAUCGCAAAAAUCCCUUGAGAGCUUUGGUAUUUGACUCCACCUUUGACCAGUAUAGGGGUGUGAUUGCCAAUGUAGCAUUAUUUGAUGGAGUGGUUUCCAAAGGAGAUAAAAUUGUAUCUGCGCAUACUCAAAAGACAUAUGAAGUUAACGAAGUAGGAGUUCUGAAUCCUAAUGAGCAGCCAACUCACAAACUAUAUGCAGGACAGGUGGGCUAUCUGAUUGCUGGGAUGAAAGAUGUCACUGAAGCACAAAUAGGAGAUACAUUAUAUUUACAUAAACAACCAGUGGAACCCUUGCCCGGGUUUAAAUCAGCGAAGCCAAUGGUAUUUGCAGGAAUGUACCCUAUAGACCAAUCUGAAUAUAAUAACCUGAAGAGUGCUAUAGAAAAACUGACUCUAAAUGAUUCCAGUGUGACAGUUCAUCGGGAUAGUAGCCUUGCCCUAGGUGCUGGCUGGAGGUUAGGAUUUCUUGGACUUUUGCAUAUGGAAGUUUUCAACCAGCGACUUGAGCAAGAAUAUAAUGCUUCUGUUAUUUUGACAACACCUACUGUUCCAUAUAAAGCUGUUCUUUCAUCAGCAAAAUUGAUAAAGGAAUACAGAGAAAAGGAAAUUACAAUCAUCAAUCCUGCACAAUUCCCUGAUAAGUCAAAAGUAACAGAAUAUUUGGAGCCGAUUGUUUUGGGCACCAUUAUCACACCAGAUGAAUAUACUGGAAAAAUAAUGAUGCUUUGCCAGGCUCGAAGAGCAGUUCAGAAGAAUAUGAUGUAUAUUGAUCAAAAUAGAAUAAUGCUUAAAUAUCUCUUCCCUUUGAAUGAAAUUGUGGUGGAUUUUUAUGAUUCUUUGAAAUCUCUGUCUUCUGGAUAUGCUAGUUUUGACUACGAAGAUGCAGGCUACCAGACUGCAGAACUUGUAAAAAUGGAUAUUCUACUGAAUGGAAAUAUUGUAGAAGAGCUAGUAACUGUUGUACACAAAGACAAAGCAUACUCUGCUGGUAAAGCCAUAUGUGAACGUCUGAAGGAUUCUCUUCCUAGGCAGCUGUUUGAGAUAGCAAUUCAAGCUGCUCUUGGAAGCAAAAUCAUUGCAAGAGAAACUGUGAAAGCCUAUAGGAAAAAUGUUUUGGCAAAAUGCUAUGGUGGUGAUAUUACCCGAAAAAUGAAACUUUUGAAGAGACAAGCAGAAGGAAAGAAAAAACUAAGGAAAGUUGGCAAUGUUGAAGUUCCAAAAGAUGCUUUUAUAAAAGUUCUGAAAACACAAUCUGAUAAAUAAUUGGUGGGAAAAUAUAAGGAAUUUUCAUAAAUUAAAAAUUGUGUAUCUUUUAUUUUUUCUUUGUAAUUUAUAAUAUGUUGAACACAACAGAAUGAAAAUUAUAAAAUUUGCUUGUUACUUUCCAGGUUUUCAGUUUUAAAUAACCUCUUGGCUUUUCUUCGAAAGAGAGUCAUGGGUGGAUAAGAGCAUAGAUUCUGAAGCCAUAUUGCCUGGUUUCAAAUUUCUGUUCCACCACUCACUAGGCAAAGUGACGUUGGCCAAAUUACCCUCUCUUUGUCUGUUUACUCUUUAGUAAAAUCAGGAUUAUACUAUUACUUACCUCCAUAGGCUGUGAAGAUUAAAUAUGUUUACAAUAUUCAGAAGACUGCAUGACACCUAGUCAGUGCUCAGUGAAUCUUAAUUUUUCAAGCAUAUUCUUUACUCACACUAAAAGGCCCCGUACUUAAGAUUCUAUCUAGUUUCAAGCCCAAGAUACAAUAUUUUCAUAAUCACCUCAAGUAUCAACUUGUUAGAUGGAUAUAUUUAGAUAUAUAUGAAUCUGUUAUUCAAUAUUCAAAUAACAGCAUCUAGACAUGUGCUGUAGUUUUUCAUAAAAUUUUUACAAAUGUUACUUUGAAACUAGACAGUUUACAUAUGCAUAUAAAUUAAAAUGAUAGGGGCUGUCUUAUUCUGAGCAUUAAAAUGCAUUUGUGCAAAGUGAUAGAUGUUUGAUAUUAGCAGCAGCUGUUAUUAAUGACAGUUUAAUAAUGAUUGCCUAGAUUUCAUAAUUGAGGAGACUGAGUAAAUAACUUAAGGUCAUAUAGCCAGUAAACAGUUGUGUUACUUUCAAAGCGUGUCUACUCAAGUCAAUAAACAAACCAGAGGGCAGACUGUAUUACAGUAAGAUAAAAUAAUUUAGCCAUUGAUUUUUGUCCUUUACUUUGAAUGAAUUGAAUGAGGUUAAUGUCUUCUAGGGAUAAGACUAUCAGUGAUAAAUUUUAUACAAGGUUGUUAUAUUAUGAGAUAAUUAUAAAUUCAGAUAGUGGGGAUUUACCUAAAAUUGUGUAUGGGGGUUACAUAACCUGUGGCUUAUGAGAUCUCAUGACCAAAGUAUCAAUAUUUUAGAAAAUGGCAGUAUUUUUGAAACUAGAAAAGCAUUUUAAUGUCAUUUCUAAGACAAGAUGUUCUACCAUUAUUGCCAGGGGAAAGUUACAAGUUGGUACCUGGCACAUAGUAUGUAUGGUGUGUCUACUAUUUAGUAUUUGUGUCUUAUUAGUAUGCUUACAGUUUGGAUACUUUUUUUUCCCCUUUAACCUCUGACUUUUUAGGAAAGUUUACUUGUAAUAGUAGUACAAAAAGUAUUUUCCAGAUUUUUUAGCAUACUCUUAAGUUCUCUUCCCUGGCCACUUUCCUAAACAUGAUUGAGAGUUGUGUAUCCCCCAGAGGGCCUUAUAUUACUAAGAUUUUUGUGUACGUUAAAAUAAUGUAAACUAUUAGUAUUAGAAUAGCCACCGUUUAUUGAGUUUAAUAUGUGACAGCCACUGUGCUAAGCUCUAUAGACAAUUCCCUCAUUCAAACUACAUGGCAAUGGAGGUACAGGCACCAUUACCAUCCCAUUUCACAGGGGAAGAAGCUCACACUUAUGUAUCAGUAUUGUCCAACAUCAUCACAGCUCUUGACAGCUGGGAUUCAAACAGUGGUUUCUUUCUCCAAGCCCCAAUUUUUAGCUACCAUGCUUUAUUGCCUCUUGUGGAAAUAUCUUCAAUAGACUUAGUUUUUUGCUUAACUGCAGCUUAGCUCCUGAGUUAGGGAGUUAAAGUAGCAGGAACGCAGUUUGCUGUGGACCUUGAGUAUAUGGACUUCGAACUUACAGGGCAGUGAUGGAAAGGAGAUUUUGGACUGUUUCAGCAAGCACAUUUAAAGCACAGAAAUAACAGCUGAACCGUGCACCAAUCUUUAGCUUUUUCACUAAACUAUAUGACCUUCUAAGGUAGUUUGCACUAACCAAUACUUUAUUACCAGGUGUGGGACUGGGAGAUAAUACUGAUUUCACUUCCUGUUCAAAAACCAUGUAUAAUACUUAAGGCUAUUAGAAGUUCAUUAUCUAGAAUUAAGGCAGCAUAUUUUAUCUUAACAGUCCUAUUUAUUUCUAAAUUUGCUAUUUAAAUGUUUUAAGGAACUUAGCUGUAAAUACAUUUCAAUCACAUAGGCAAUUAGCAGGUAUGUAAGUGAUGCUUCUACUAGGUGGACUUACAGAAAGCAAUAUAUGCAGAGAAAAGGAAGCAUAUUUUACUCCCCAAGGAGCAGAACUAAGAAUUACAGGCAGAGACAUUGUCUUUUAAUUUAAAUCUAAUUGCAUAAUGACAACAAAUAAAAAGUAAACGCAAGCUCAUAGCUACUGUUAAUUGUUAGAAUCUUUCAGAUGUAUGUGUUCAAUUUCACUGUUGGAAAUAAAAUUUAGAUAACUUACAUUUGUUUAUUAUAAGCUUUAUUUGAGUUAAAGAUAGAAAACAAUAUACUUUUAUUUGCAAUUUAAUAAUGCAAGUUGUUAUGGCAAUCAAAUAGUUUACAGUAACUUUAUAUUAUACUUCAUCAUAUGAUCCUUUUAGACAUUAUAUAUAUGUAAGGAAUAAAGCUAACCAUUUAUGAAGUUUAAUGAUAAUCAGAAAAUUUUCUUCAAAAAAAAUAAUUUCCUUAAGUGUGUUGCUAGGUAUAAAGCUCCUAAUUGCUAAAAUACUUAAAUUAAGUGCGUGAACCCAAGUCGUUAACUAAAAAUAAGAGCACAUCUGUUUAAAAAAGUGCUACAGAAGGUGGUGCACAAAAAACAUGCACUUAUACAUACUUUCCAAAAGGACGUAAACUGUACUUUUAGGCACUGCAGUCUCUUCAAAUUUUCUGUACCAACAAUAUAUAGCAGGACUUUUGAUGUCCAGAUGCUACUGCAGGAAGAUGACUAAGGCAACCACGUGCAGAAAGCUUGUGCAGAGAGAAUAUUAUAAAGAUAGCAUUCCGGAAGUAAAGGCUUGCAAUGAUAGUGGUUUGAUACCUGAAAGGCUUGGAGUGUCUUCCUGUGAUUAAAAAAUUAAAAUCUAAUAAUGCCACUGGAGUCAUAUACAUGGUACUUUAUGUACAGAAUUGUCACCUUUAAAAUGACUUAAAUUUGUAAACAGGCAGACACUGCAUUUCUGUGCUAUGUUAUAGAGUGACUGUGGCUUCUGUAACAACUAGCUGAUCAAUUGUGAGAGCCAAUUACGUCUAAACCCUAGUAUAAAAUGGACACGUUGUAAAUAUGGAAUGUUUAACAUAUAGAUAUUAGACUUCAAAAAUGACAAUAUUCAAAGAUUCCCCAAGUUUUAUCAUAUUGCAUAGCUGAAAAUUCAUCUAUGUAUAAAAGUGUUCUGUUCAUUCAAGCAGAAUUUUGAUCCAGUCUCCUUCAAUUUGCUUCUUUCAUACUGUAUAGUGGAUCCACAAGUUUAUUGUGCACAUGCAUUAAACCUUAAAGAAAAAAAGCACAGUUCUAGUUGUAUUUCUUAUUUUGAACUAUAUCUUAUUUAGAAAACAAAAGAUUUAAUAUUAAAAUACAAGUAUUCUGGCUCCCAUCUAGUACAAAAUAGUUAAAUUUAUUGGAAAAAUGCAAAUAGAAAUGUUUCAGAAUGUUUAGUUUUAACUACCUAGCAUAUAUCAAUUUAGUUAUUUAUGAAACCAUGGAUCUGGAAUGGGUACAGGUUCUUUGUGAGUAACCAGAAGUAGGGGCAGUUCUUGUCUUUAGAACUUCCUUCAGUAUGACAAAAUAACAAAUUUGAAUACUAAUUACAUCUAAAAGUCUGUUGAGUUUGACCCUCUGCCAGUUAAUCUAACAGACUCCAACAAAGGGCUCAGAACUGUUGUUACAUCAGUUCUCUAAUAUAUUACCCUAUCCAUUCAUCUGGCAAAUUAUUUUCUACUAUUUUGACAUGUGUAUUUACAAUAGGGGUUGAUUACAAGCCACACAGGUUUACUAAAACAAUAAGAUAACCUAAAUAUCAAUUUCCAAGUAAAUUUAAAUUUCAUCUUAUAAUUGGUAUGCUUGUAAACUGUCCUUAAUUUUAUUAAAGCUUCUUGGGAGAUAUAUUCCAGUUAUUCAUGUCUUAAUGCACAUGUAUCGUAUUUAGGGAAAUAAACUGUCCCAAUUAAUGAACUAAAGAUUUUAUAUUGUGCAGGUUAAAGAAAUCAGUUAAAUUUACCAGGUUGUUAAGAACAUGGAGGCUGGGGAAAGGGACUCAUAAUGUGGUUUUCUUAGGAAAUGGGAUUACUGGAUCGAGGAGACAGGGUACUUGUUAGUAAGAAGGUGUACUUUGUCAGAAAGGCUGCAAAAGCACUCUAAAAUCCAAACUGUGAAGACCCACUUUUAAGAGAUAAGCAAAGGGACAUGCAGAGAACACUUAAGUAUACGUGUAGUAGAAGAAAAACCAGGAGUGGAACAGUCUUAAAAGGAGAGAGAAAUAUUCACUCGUGAAAUUGAAAGAGAGAAUGCUAAUUAACUCAACAGCUCACUUCAGUGUCUAAUCAGCACCUCAAACUUGUUAACAACAUCCAGACCCAUUUUCCCCUUCUAAACCAUUUCUUUAAAAAUACUGUAUAUGGUGUUACCCUCUGAUGAGCUGCUAAAGCCAGACAACUGAAAUUCACUGUUGAUUUUUUUCUCUUUCCUUUUUAAAUUCAGCAGCAAGACUGGUGGGCACUACUUUCAAAAUAUUGAUAUAUCCCAAAUUAGCUACAUUUCUUCAUCUCCACAGCACUGCCCUUAGUCGAAGCCACUUUCAUCUCUAAUCUGAUUACCAACUCAGCACCCUACUUUCAUCACUUCCCAUUGUCCAAUUUUUCUAAAAACAGAAGCUAGAUUAUACCAUUUCCCAACUUAAAAUUCUCCAAUUGCUCUUGUCACUUAGAAUAUAAUUUAGAUUGUAUUAUAUUAUAUAUAUUAUAUUAUAUAUAUGUAUAUUAUUUAGAUUCAUUUAUCCUUCUGAUCUCAUGUCCUCCCCACUCUCCCCCUUUUGUGUUACACUCAACCCUGGCUUUGUUGCCAUUACCUCAGAAAAGCUAAGCUUGGUUAUAGUACAGGGUCCUUAUAUUUGCUGUCUCAUUCAGCCUGGAGUGCUCUUCUCCCUGAGCAAAGCAUGAUUAUCUCCUUUUGGCUUUUUGGGUCUCAGCCCAAAUGUCACCUUAUAAUGAAUUACUGUUUCACUUUCUUUAGAGCAAUUUUCACUCUUAGAAAAUGUUUUUCCUACCAUGUCUCCAACUAGAAUCUGAGGUCCAGGACCUUAAAUUUACUGCUCUAAGUCCUGGGUCUAUAAAGGUCAUGAUACAUGUUGGGAGCUCAAGAAACAUUUACUUUAAAAAAUCUGUGAAGAUUCAGUGAGAUGGUCUCUGGAAGCUUUUUUUAAAUUUAAAAUGAAUCUAGAAUAUAGUUAAAAAGGAGGCAGGAAAAAAGGAGGGAGCAGAGACCAAGAUUCUGUAGUUCAAGGUCCUGAAGACAGAAAAGUAUCAAGGGCACUGGCAGAACGGCUAGACGUGAAAGGAAAGGAUGCUUAACGAUUAGGAUAAAUUUAAAAUCUUGGAGGUAGGACUGUGGAGGAACUGAAGUUAAGCCUUCCAUGCAGCUGGAGGGACAGAAGGGUCAAAAGGUUAAAAUAAGUAAUGGGAAGAGUUUGAAGAAAGCAAAACAAGGAGCACAGCUAACCCAGGAAAUGAAAGAAUUAUGUAUAAAAAGUACCAAACUAAGCAUAAAGGCACUUGAUCGGUUCUGCCUCCACCUCAGGUAUAUGGCAGCCAUUUAUCCAUCUGGCCUUACUUAUAAAAUGGAGUAACCUCAGCUCAAAAAUUUAAAAAAGAAAGCAAUGUACUCAACAUAGUGCAUAAAAGUCUUAUAAUGAUGUUUGGUAUAUAUGUCUGAGAUAAUGUAAUCUCUGAUACUUGAAUGUUUCUAUAGUGACAGUUCCAUAAAGUUAUAUAACCCUCCCUUCCGUGCUUACCAGUGCAGACAAAAAGCCUGUGAUAAAAAUCCAUGAGUAUGUGGACAAACCAACAAAUACUUCAUUCAUUAGACUGUUUUAUGCAAACUAUCUCCGAGGCUGGAUUUGAAGCACACUGGUUUAUUGGCAUUUGUUCUUUGCUCAAAAAAUGUUAAUACAUACGAAUAUUUUUCUCAGGGCUAAUAACCCCUCCUCCCCAAUACCCUUUUGAAAGGCCACUGAUAUGCAAGCCCUCAUUUGCCUUUUCACUCUUAAUUUUGUUUUUAAAGUAUAAGCUAGCCCCAUUUUAUCGGUAUACUUUGUUCUCUAUUAAGAGGAACUUUUUCUGCAACUGUGUUAGCUCAUCCUUACACCUGUGCUAUUAUGGCAUUCUCUUCAAAUCUAAGUGUUACCAUCUUCUACAGCUCUCAGUCCCAUCAGCUCCAUUCAAGUUUUCAUCAACUACUAUGUAACUAUAAAAAUCUCUCCCUUAACAUCCCUUGGACUUCACAGUGAUUUACAUAAUUUAGCACUUAAACUGAAAUGGUAUCAACUUCAUGUGUCAUCCAUCUACCUGCCCAACUACCUAGAAUUUACCAAGUGUCUCCAGUGUACUAGGUAGGUACCCUUUGAGAUGCUCAUCUAUUGCAAUGAACCAAAACUGAAGUCCCUACCGUCAUGGAGCUACAUUUUAUUUUCUCGAAUCACUUAGUGAGCCAGUUUUAUGAAGAAUGCCAACUACUUUCAGGCAGGGAUACUUGUACUUCUUUCGGGUAUAACAACACAUGAGACAAUGUACUUGAAGGCACUGUAACCCAUGUUUCUUGGCUGAUGACAUUAACUGGAAAAUAUAGUUUACAUUUACCAAAAAUAAACAUUAAAGGGUAAUUUUUUAAUACUGUAAAAGGUAUCUGCUAAUGAAAAAUAUUUACCAAAUAAUUAGCUCUAAAUAGAACCAAUCUUAUUUAAAAUAAUAUUUAACUGAAAAGUUUAACAACCAGUAUGUAAAAAGCAGCAAAAUGGAGAUUGGAGAGACCCAAGAGAGGGGACAAACAAAGAUAAUGGUAAUCUCAGCCAUGUGGUUUAGAAGAUAUACCUCUUCCAGAGUAUCAGCUCUUUGAGGAUCAUUCUACUUGAUAUAAUUCAUCUAUCAUUCACUUAAAGCUUUGAUCAUGGAAAGAAUACAUUAGAGCUUAAAAACACACAACUUAAAACAUCAGGAUAAACAUUAAAAAUACAACUCCUGUAAAGUUUUUUAAAAACUAAACACUGGCUGUAACUUGUACAUAACAUAAAGCUAGUUCCAAACUAAAAAUAAUUUUGGAAAUUUUAGUACUUGCUUUCUGAAUAAUAAAUCAAGAGUUUGCUAUGACUAAAGGUAAAAACUGACAACGUUCUACACAAGAAUGUGAUAAAAAUAAAUAACUGCUUAACUCAUAAACAGAAGUAAAUUCUAAUGAGUAUUGAUAAAAAUGCAUAGACUUUCUGAUGUUGCUUGAAGAAGAAAAGUUAAAUAUAAUAGAUUUUAUAGUUUGGUUCAAUCUGAAUUCAUUCAGCCUCUAUCAAGCUAUUGGAGCUAUUGGAGUAAGGCCUAAAAAGGAUAAAACAAAAAGAAUGUUCACCAUGAUGAUGAUGUCUUGAAAAUAUAUUAUCUCAGGACAUAAAACAUAGGUUUUAUUUUUUAAAAAACAAAAAACUAGAAUAAAACAAAUUAAAAUGUUUUCCUGUGAUUUACUUAUAUCUUUCAAAAGAUAUAUACUGAAGUAAACUUCCAUAUGCUAAUGAUUUUUAUUGUUUUAGAUGUAGUUAACCUAGACUUCAAGAGCUAAAUAAUUAGAACCCUUUAAGAUUCCUCUUGACACUUUUAAAGGGAUGGCAGAAGAAAUAGUGAUGUGAAUGGUAUUCGAAGAAUUACAGAUUAUAACUAAGGGAUUCAUUUCCUUCAGUAUAUCUUGCAGUGAUAUAAUAAUAAGGAUAUGACAGAUACAUAAAACUACAUUUAUAACGUAUAAAUUUAUGAAGUCAUUUUACCUAAUAUCAAAAUAUCUUACUGUAAGAUGAGGUCUAUAUAUAUAGCCCAGAACAAUACUGCAAAUCCAUUUUUCUCCAUAUUGAAGGAGGCAUCCUGACAGAGGCUGAUGUCCUGAAUCUCUUCAGAAAUAUAUAAAGCUCCAAUGGAAAAUAAUUUCUAAGUGACUUUAACAUCCGUACUAAGCCUGUUAAUUCACCUAUAAAUGGGAUUAUAAGAGUACCCAUGUCAUAUAAUUGUGAGAUUUAAGUAAAUCAGCAAGUAUAAUAUGCUUAGAAUAGCACCUGGUCAUAUAACUAUUGGCUAUUAUUAAAUGUUUACUUCACUAAAAUGUAAAAAUUUUCUGAUAAAAACUAAACUGACAAAAAUCAGACAAGUAUAGGGGUUUAUCUGGGGAUUACUGGUGCUAGAAAAUGGCAAUGUUAAAUGAAUCUCCUCAAAACUGUUAUUAAAAUAUGUGGAUAGGGUUUCCCUGGUGGCACAGUGGUUGAGAGUCUGCCUGCCAAUGCAGGGAACACGGGUUCGUGCCCCGGUCCGGGAAGAUCCCACAUGCCGCAGAGCAGCUAGGCCCGUGAGCCAUGGCCACUGGGCCUGCGUGUCCGGAGCCUGUGCUCCGCAACGGGAGAGGCCACAACAGUGAGAGGCUCGCAUACCACACACACACAAAAAAAUAUGUGGAUAAUGAAGAUUCCUUCUAUUAACUUUUUCAAGGAAUCUAAUAUUUGUGAUGAAACCUGGACUACAUGGAAAUAGAUGGGUAAACCUCCAUCUAAGAGCUCUUAUUCACAACCCAUAACUGAGGUAUUCCCUGCUUUUAUCUGUCAAAUUACUAACAAGCUAACAAUUUUCAGUUUAAUUUGGUAUAUUUGUGACUUGGUAAAAAACUGGUAAUUUAACUGAUAAAAAUAUAAAUGACUGGAAGUAAUCUAAGUGCUUAACACUAAGGAAACCUUUAACACCUUUUCUUAAAGAGAUUUAAAACGUAUUUUCAUUCAUAUAGUAUCAGUAGUACACUUAUUACAUACUUUGUGAAUUACUGAACUAUACAUAUGACUAAUUACAUAAUAUUUUCAUAUCAGCUAUAUAAAUACAGGUGCUUUGUAAAAAGUACCUAUUUAUACAGCUUGUUUAUGUGUGUGUAUUUAUAUGUGGAGUUGACUCAAGCAGGGAAUGGCUUCUAAACUGAGUGUAUUCAAAAUUGUCCUUGAAAAUCUCUUAAACACCUAUCACAGCAAGUUUAUAUGGUUAUAUAUAUAUAUAUAUAUAUAUAUAUAUGGUAUGGUAAAGUUUAAAAAUUACUGAACUAGACUGUAGGAAGAAGCAAAAGGAAGCUAAAUAUGCAGAAGUCUGGGCAAACUCUGCUUACUUGCAGAGUUUAUUCCAUACUGUUUGACAUUUAGCAAAAUUUAUUGUGAAGAUUAAAUGAGAUAGUGGGCAACCCAUCUUAUCCCCUGAUUUCAUUCUAAACAUAGCUGAGAGGUUAGGGUGGGACAGGUAAACAACGAAAAAAUUAGAAAGGACAUAUAUACAUUUCCUUUGGGGCUAUUUAAUCUUGUAUAUUCAAUAUGAAAGUAAAAUAUUUAAUUUUGGAUUUCAAGAAACAUCUUGUUUACUGGAAAUAUAGAUUGAAGAGGUUUUCUUCAAGAAAAAAUAUUAGGAAAUUACUUUGAAAGCUAGUAUUAUCUGAAGUGAGACAUUUCUAAUCCUUAGCACAGUGCCAGUUUUCAAUAGGCCACAAUGCAGAAUGUAACUCCCCAGUCAUACUAAGUUUUAAUUGUCAUCUACAAUGGAAUAUUCUCCCAGUCUGCUUUUGAAAUUUCAGUGCUCACCUUUAAAGUAUUUCACAGUUUUAACUCUUAAUUCUAAAGUAGCAUCUUCAUCACAUACAAAAAUAGUUCGGGGAUGUUGCUGGAAGGCUGAAACAGUCCACAUGUGAUUGACUCCUUCUUCUAUUGCUUUGUAGAGAGCAAAUGCCUUGUGUGCACCUGUUAUGAGGAUCAUUACCUGAAAAAUCGUGGACAUUACCUGUCAAUUCUUAAAACAUGUUCCAAAUGACUAAGAAGCUCUAUUUUUUUUAAACAAAGAAUUUAGCACCAAUAUUUUUCUGAGGGUUAAAAUAAAAAUAAACAGCUCCAUAUUUCUUCAUAGUUCAAGGUAUUUAUUUCUGCUCUUUAAGGUAACAGGCAAGCACAAAGUGUAUCUCUACUUCUGGCUGAACAAAGUAAAAUAGUGUCUUGUAAUGGAGUAUUAUUGAAUAUACCAUAAUGCCUAUGAUAAUUAACACAUUAAAUACUGAUGUACAAGAAGAGACCUGGGAGAAUGAAGAAAAAGAAACAAAAGGGAUGUUUUGCAAAAGCAGAGUUACAGAUCAACAAAGAAUUUAUAUAACCAGAAAUGAUAUAUCAAAUUGCUCUAGCCCAGAUAAGCAAUAGAUAUUACUUUGGAAAAGCAAAAGACUCUGAAAUAAGAUAUUUUAAAAGUAAUCUAGAGAAAUGAGCCUAAAGAUUGUUUCACUGAACGGGUGCUAUCUAAAGCUGUUUUGGAACAAAACUAGAUUUAAAGAAGGGUUCAGAAUCUACUUAAUGCAGGAACUGUCCUUUAAACACACAUAACUGAGACCAUCCUUAGGUACAGAAAAUCCAAGGUCUUUGUCCCAGAUCCCUGAUAGCCUAUGAGAUAAGUCAAAGAAUAUAUGCAAAUGUGAGUGAGUGUAUACAGGUGUCUGAAUGAAUCUUUUCUUUAACAUUUUUAGCAGUAAAUCAAUCCUGUUUUUACAAGUUAAACAGUUUAUGUAAUGUAAUAAAUCUUUAAACAUGUUUUUUUCUGAUUAUUUUUAAAAAAAUGAAUGUUAAAGUGGUUGUAAUUCUAAAAUAUCUGUAACAAUGUAAAAAUUCUGUAUUUCACAUUUUAUAACCAGACCUUCUAAAACAGGGAGGAAAUUAAAGAUUAAUGAACCAGAUAUUACUGUAUUUCUU
Molecule: messenger RNA, 13180 nt
Organism: Globicephala melas (long-finned pilot whale)
Lineage: Eukaryota; Metazoa; Chordata; Mammalia; Artiodactyla; Delphinidae
Gene: GUF1
Product: GTP binding elongation factor GUF1
Biological process (GO): positive regulation of translation
Cellular component (GO): mitochondrion
Molecular function (GO): GTP binding; mitochondrial ribosome binding; GTPase activity
Source: RefSeq, a predicted model, not a curated record